This is a messenger RNA of Labrus bergylta (ballan wrasse), 2928 nucleotides long. It is a transcript of the gene tmem184a, whose product is annotated as transmembrane protein 184a. Gene Ontology annotation, molecular function: transporter activity. Gene Ontology annotation, cellular component: early endosome membrane. Gene Ontology annotation, biological process: transport. NCBI's taxonomy places the organism in Eukaryota, Metazoa, Chordata, Actinopteri, Labriformes, Labridae. The record is from RefSeq and is a predicted model, not a curated record.
ACGUGAUCAGUUCACCUGUGCCCAACCUGUUUAUCUCUUCCGCUCCUCUGACUCGCCGCUUAAGGAUACAUUCAAAUCCCAUUUUGUUUACUCUGAGAGUUUGCCUUUGACUGGUUUCACAGAACAAACACCUCAAGCUACCGCAUGUUUCGUUAGGAUAAUCGUGGCCGGUGGACAGUGGUUACUAUCAACACGGGAUAAAACUGCGUCUCCCCUCCGAGGGACAAGAUGAAUGUAUCUCUAGUAGACGCUGAUCCGUCAGCUGACAAUUAUUCUAUUGUUCACCUGGACGCACCAAUCCUGCCAGACAAGUCUGACAUCUCCAACAUGACCAUCAUUCGGACAGUCAAUGGGUCAAUCAUAGAAGAUGAUGUGUUUUUGAACACGGCGACCGCUCAGAUCCUCUCAGGGAUAUUUGUCUGGUCUGCCUUGCUCAUAACAUGCCACCAGAUCUAUACACACCUACGGUCCUACACCGUCCCCAAUGAGCAGCGCUACAUCAUCCGCAUACUGUUCAUUGUGCCAGUUUAUGCCUUUGAUUCCUGGCUCAGCCUGCUCUUCAUCAGCAACGACCAGUACUAUGUCUAUUUUGACUCAGUUCGAGACUGCUAUGAAGCAUUCGUCAUAUACAACUUCCUGAGCCUGUCCUUUGAGUAUCUGGGAGGAGAGAGUGCAAUCAUGUCCGAGAUUCGAGGGAAGCCCAUACAGUCAAGUUGCCUGUAUGGGACCUGCUGCCUUGUGGGAACGAGCUACUCCAUCGGCUUCUUAAGAUUCUGCAAACAGGCGACUCUCCAGUUCUGCGUUGUCAAACCCAUCAUGGCUGUCAUCACCAUCAUCCUGCAGGCCUUUGGCAAAUAUCACGAUGGAGAUUUUAACAUAAACGGAGGAUACCUGUAUAUCACAAUCAUCUACAACUUCUCAGUCAGCCUGGCACUCUACGCCCUCUUCCUCUUCUUCUUUGCCACAAGUGACCUGCUCAGACCGUACGAGCCAGUACUGAAAUUCCUCACGAUCAAAUCUGUCAUCUUCUUAUCCUUCUGGCAAGGAAUGGUCCUCGCCAUCCUGGAACGCUGCGGCGUCAUACCCAACGCGCUCUUCAUUGACGGACAGGAGGUCGGCACUGGCACUGUGGCAGCGGGGUGGCAGAACUUUGUUAUCUGCAUUGAAAUGUUCUUCGCCGCCAUUGCCCUCAGAUACGCUUUCACCUGCACCGUCUACCAGGAGAAAAAGAACGACGUGCCAGAGAACAUCCCUCCUAUGCAAAGCAUCUCCAGUGGUCUGAAGGAGACCAUAAACCCAGGAGAUAUGGUUCAGGAUGCCAUCCACAACUUCUCUCCGGCCUACCAGCAGUACACCCAGCAGUCCACUCAGGAGGUGGUCCAGCCGAGCGCUAAUGGAAAAAUGGCCACAGGCAACAAGAGCUCCCGCAAGUCUGACAAAAUCAUGUUGAUAACCUCCGAUGAUGAGUUCUAGGGCUUUUGCUUCCAGCAAGAUCCAGGUGUUUGAGUCCUCGCCACCCCUAUCUCUAACCCCCUGGGGAAACAGAUGUGUCUCGUAUCCCACUGAGCUGGAUUGAAUCUAGGUGUUUAAUUUUCAUCCGCCCAGUAUUUCAGAUGGACUGCUUCCUUCUGUCCCAGUUCAAUUAAUUAUUUAAGCAACAAGAAGGAGAAUGAAAUAAAUAUUAGUUUUCAAAUUGAUAGCUCGCUGAAUGACCAGAGAAACUGAUCCGUCUCAGCUUGCAAAUCACAGACACAAAGCUGUGUCACCUUGACAGUAUCAGAGAAGUCUGGAGCUCUACUCUUCCUACAAAUCAAGCUGCCUGUUGUCCAGCAGUGUCCCUGAUCCUGAUUUUGUCUCUGUCAUAAUGUCAGAGCUUAUUCUCCGGCUGUCUGAAGUGUGUUCCCCUCUGAUUCUUGUCGGUUUCAAAGAGGAGAUGAUUCAUUUGGGACUUGAGGGGAGAAAGCAGGGGAAGCCAGUGAUGGCUUGGAGUGACAUUUCAUGGACCGUUUCUUGCAUUCUGCUUGUUUGAAGUCUUUUUUACCGAGGAUUCCUCGGCAUGGUUUCCUGACAAAUGGAGACGUUUUUGUUCAAGACACACACGUUUUGGAGCAGCUGAAGCUGGUGAAGCACUACGCAAUCCUUUGUAUCUGUCGUUUCAUGGACAAAUUGGAUCAACCUGUCUCCUACAAUGUGGGAGUUGUAUUGUUCUCAUUAAUUUUCCCAGUGUGGUAAAGAGUGUAAUUCAGUGCAACUAGCCAGCCGUUCAACGAGCUCUAACAGUUAUUCAUUUUGCAGCUUCUGCAUUUGUGUAAAUGCUUUUUGCAGAACCUUGUUAUGUUCAAAGUGUUCACAUCAUUAUCAGUUCCUUGCUUCAGGGAUUCUGAAACAUGAACAGAGUUUUGAUUUGUGUAAAUUCUGGCAUGUUGUGUUUUUGUAAUAAGUUUCAAUCAUUAUUUCAUAGAUGAUAAUAAUGUAUUUAUUGUGUGUAGUGUGGUAAGACAUAGUCCAACCGGUAUCUGUAUGGUCAAGAGAAAAACAUAGAGUUGUGUGAUUAAAGAGCUAGUUCCUCCUCCAAUGUUGUUUUUUAAAAAUGUCUUGAAAGACACAAACAUAUCAAGGGAUCAGUUCUGUGUGUUAGGUCAUAGGUUGUUUUAAUUUUGACACCCUUUUGUGCCAAUCAUAGCAGCCUUUCAGGGAAAGCAGAAAUUCAUUUAACAUUGGGUUCAAACUACUAUUAGAAAAUAUACACUGGCGUUUUUUGUGCUGCUGCCUGUCUUCACCAGGACACUUUUCAAUGAGAUUGUUCAUCUCAGUGAGGUUUUCCUGGUUAAAUAAAUGUCUGUGUUGCACUUGUGCAUAAGUAAAGCAUUGUGAUUUGCUUGUGUAACAUGUAUUUCUUGAAUUGACUAAAUAUACCCUUCUCAAUGA